CUUUACCAUGUAUAUAUGGGGAGUGUGAACCUGGAUGGUACGAGUAUUAUGACAACUGUUACUAUGUCUCCGUUGAUAGAUAUAAUCAUCAUGAUCUAGAGCAUGCCUGUACUUCUAGAAAUGCUACAUUAUGGAUAUGGCAUUCAACUGACGAAUUACAAUGGAUGACCAAUCUAUUAGCACAGAGUGCAAGGAUCCUGUAUUGGACAAAUCUGCAAUUGAUCAACAGGAGAUGGACAUUUAUGGAUGGUACACCUUACAAUGUACACAAUGUUCCAUGGUAUAGGAAAAAGGAAGGAGACAGGAAUAGUAAUUCCAAUAAAUGUGCAGGAUUGAUCCCAUACAAGCCUGAUACUGGUACUAUACAGGCUAGAAGAUGUACAGAUGGCUGGGGAACUAUAUGUGUUAGACCUAAAGCUAUGUUAGAUCUAUGUGACCUGGCCGAUGGGUGGCAGUACCGUGACGGUAGAUGUCUAAAAUUCUUUGACACCCCUCAAUCCUGGUAUAACGCUAGGCUAACAUGCCAAGCCAACCAAGGGGAUCUUACUCUGUUCAAGAACUACGAUGAACUUAGGAGCCUUGAUAGUCUUAUAACAUGCCGUACAUUAGACAAUGUGGCUUGGAUAGGACUCUCUGAUACUGUUCAGCCAAGAACUUGGAGAUGGAUCAAUAAUGAUACUAUGAGGUAUUCAAGAUGGUACGCCUAUGGUAACCAAAUUCUACAAAAUGGCUCUACAUGUGCAGCAACUUCUCCUAUAGAUGGUUGGGCAUGGAGGAAUUAUGUCUGUGAUACACAACUCAAGUUUAUUUGUAAUAGAUCUCUCGGUGUGUGUCCACCAGGUUGGUUACAGAAUCAAGACAGGUGUUAUGACCCUAAUGUUGUAGAUACAGCCAAAAAGACCUGGUUUGAUGCCAAAACUUACUGUGAGAGUAUAGGGGCCACGCUGCUUAUUAUAAAUAAUCAAAAAGAACAGUCUUUCAUCAAUAUAACAAUGAAUUCACUAAAAGUGGACAGAGCUUGGUUAGGAUUUUCAGAUAUGAACCAAUCAAAUGUUUUGCAGUGGCUGGAUGGAAGAUCAGCCAAAAAUGCGAGCUUUUAUAACCUCUGGGACAGAAACUUCCCUAAACCUGUUGCAAAAAGAUUUGAUUGUGGUCUCAUAGUUAAAGGUUUAAUGGAUUCAAGAUGGUCCAAUGUAUAUUGCUUCAAGCCAACAGCUUUCUUCUGUGAGAUGUCCAUCACAACAGUUCCCUUUAACCCUAUAACUCCGCCAGUGAACUAUGUUUGUGAUAAGGACUGGGUCCUGUAUCAGACAGAGUGCUAUUAUUUUGGUCCAGUAGGGAACCAGUCAUUGAAGAACUGGUAUGAUGCCAAUGAUUUCUGCAAGAGUUCCGGUGCUUAUCUGGUUGUCAUUGGAGACCCAUAUGAGAUGUCAUUUGUUACUGUUCAACAGUCAAAGAUAUUGACUGCCUGGAUAGGACUCAAGUAUGAUAAGGUUUCCGAUACCUUCAAAUGGGUGGAUGGUACAAGUCCAGGACAGUACUGGGCAAAUGAGACGAAUUUUUACCCAGGUGAACCUGAUGAUUAUAAGAAUGGUCAGGAAUGUAUACAGAUUGUCGGAGGACGUAGAGAUUAUACGGGCUCGUGGGACGAUGGUAACUGUUCCAUACAACAAGGAUUUAUCUGUGAGAAAAAUGCCGUUCCUAAAGUAAUCUUGCCACCAACUGGUCCACCUGUACCUACACAAAUAUCCACGCAGUGUGGUUUUGGCUGGAUAUACAGCCCUACCAGUAAUUUUUGUUACCAAGUUGUGCUUGGUCUACCAAGAACAUGGCAAGGUGCUAGAGCAUACUGUCAACAGAAUAAUGGUGAUCUGCUAUCUGUCUCUGGUGUUCAAGAACAAAAUUUUAUACAAGCGCUAUUGUCAUCCCCAAAGUAUGCAAGAUUACAGCUUAACUUUUGGAUAGGAGCCACAGACCAGACACAAGAAGGAGGUUGGCACUGGGUUGAUAACACACCAUUUAGAUAUUUGAACUGGCACCCAGGAGAGCCAAAUAACGUGAGGUUUGGUGUUGAGCCUGAAAACUGUGCUGAAAUGGUUCCUAGCUGGAAUUAUCAGUGGAAUGACAAAUACUGUAGCAAGGAAGAAGUCUUUAUCUGCAAGAAAAAUGCCUUGACCACAACAGCUUUAACUGUGGCUCCACCAACAGGUUUUAAUAAAGGUAAUUGUAAAGGAGAAGCUAUGAUAUCAGGAAACUACAGUCUGGUAGAUAGUGGAUCAUUUAAAUCUUCUCCUCCAAGAGAUGCUCAACAUACAGCCCUUAAUGCUAGACUCUUCCCAAAUAAUUUACUAGCUGGGGGAGGCUGGUCAGCAAAAACAGCUGAUACAAAUCAGUAUAUAACAGUGUUAUUUUAUAACACUAUAGUCGUGAAAGCAAUUAUUACAGCUGGACGGACGGACGUUGAUGAAUGGGUGUCACAAUAUCAAAUACAAUACCAGGAGACAUACUAUUCGGAAUGGUUGAAAUACAACGACCCACCUGGUACUGUCAAGAUAUUUUCUGGCAACAAUGAUUCCAGCACUCCAGUCACUAACACCUUGUUCUUCCCAUUUGAAGCCAAACAGGUGAAGUUAAUUCCUGUCCAAUGGAACCAGGGUAUAUCCCUUAGAUUAGAAAUUCUUGGUUGUCUAGAAGAGAGUUGUAUACCUGACUAUGCUGUGAGUGGACCUUUGGUUGCCAUGGACGGUCAGUUACAAUCAUCGGGGUUUUCCGACAUUGCACAUGAUGCCAAAGCUGCACGGUUACGACCAGUAACCCAGGGUGUGAUACCAGCAUGUUGGAAACCUCAGAUCUCCAACACAAACCAGUGGAUUCAGGUAGAUUUAGGUAAUAUAUUUUUGAUACGUGGUGUAACAGUGAAAGGUAACCCGGCAGCUCAAGAAUGGGUGACUCAGUUUCGCUUGAAGUACGGCACAACAAAUACCCCGUCUCUUUAUUACCAGGAACCAUACGGAAAACCCAAGAAUAUCCCAGGAAACGUUGACAACAGUUCUCCUGUAACAUACUACUUCAAGUCACAUUUUCAAGCUAGAUUCAUCAGGAUAGUCCCGAAUGGAUGGCAUACCAAUAUAGCACUGGCCUUUGAUAUCCUGGUUUGUCAAAAUGGAUGUAAUGGUGUUGCAUUAAUCAGCGGGGCUCAUCAUAUUGCUGAUGAUCAGCUGAGUGCAUCUUCCGUCCUUGACACUCGUCAUACUGUGGCACGAGCCCGACUCAAUCUUCCAGCUAACGGAGCUUACGCUGGAGCAUGGAUACCUAAAUACAGUGAUAAACAGCAGUAUUUGAAAGCAGAUUUAGGGUUUGCAAUACAGAUCACAGCAGUAAGCACACAGGGGGCAUUUGACUCAGCUGACUGGGUGAAAAGUUAUAAAAUCAGUUAUUCCAGUGAUAACCAAAAAUGGGUGUAUUACUAUGAACUAGGAUCUCAAGCUAAGGUUUUUGAUGGAAAUUGGGAAAACAGAAUAGCCAGGAAACACUACUUGUUGGUACCUUUUAUAGCCAGAUAUAUUCUCAUAUACCCACAGUCUUGGAACAACAGAAUUGCUUUACGAUUUGAACUCUAUGGAUGUCCAGGGGCAGCCUCUGGUGUAAGGAUUGGGUGUUUUGCUGAUGAUGCUCAUGAUCGAGACCUCAAGUAUGAGCCCUACACUGACCCCAGAGUGGGCAUGUGGCCCCCCAUGUGUGUUGACCAUUGUUUUAGAAAGGGUUACUAUUAUGCUGGUUUACAGAAUCAAUUUAAAUGUUUUUGUGGAAACUCUUAUGGAAAGUAUGGUCCAGCCACAGACUGCAACCAGGCAUGUUUUCCCAAGACAAACUUCCAGUGUGGUGGACCCUCGUCAAAUAUCAUCUAUACAACUGGGAUGUCUCCAGAAUUCAAGAUCUGCCCCACAGACUGGAAGUCUUAUGGUAAUAGAUGCUAUGUGCUCCUCCAGACUAAACAGUCCUGGUAUGAUGCCCGAGCAAGCUGUAAAGGUCAGGGUGGUGAUCUAGCCUCACCAAACAGCCAGGCAGAGCAAGAUUUUGUAUUUAGUUUGCUGGAAUAUGCAAACAAACAGAAUACAUGGAUAGGAUUUAAUGAUAUACAACGCGAGUCUCUCUAUAGGUGGGCAGAUGGUCGCCAGGUGAUGUAUACAAACUGGGGAUUAAACCAGCCUAGUCAUACAUUAAAUGACAACCAGGACUGUGUUGUUAUGCAGAAUACAUCUGGAGGUUGGCAGGAUGAAUCUUGUGAUGUCAGUCACAUGUUCGUGUGUCAGAUGGACAAACGUAGAUCCAGUCAGCCGGCCUCGACUGUACUACCAGAUGGGUGUCAGAAGGGCUGGGAUGGGUACAGGUGGUCAUGUUACCUGUACGCUGAUGCUAAAAGGACCUGGCAAGAUAGCAAAGCUGUGUGUGAAACUCUGGGAGCUUCAUUGGUUAGAAUAAGUGAUAAGUAUGAACAAGCGUACCUGGCAGGUGUGUUGGGGAGUAGAUCAGGACAGUACUGGAUAGAUGUAAAUGAUCUAGCUCAACCAGGAACCUAUCAGCAUACAGUUGGGAGACACUACCUAGACUUCACUAAUUGGGCCCAAAAUAAACCAGAUGGAACGUCAAUGUGUGUUUCUAUAGGAAGUGGUAACCAGACAGGACUGUGGACGAACCAGUUGUGUACAAAUAAGGCUGGGUUAGUGUGUAAGGCAACAAGGGUUGGUCACACGGCACCACCUUUACCCCCGGUAUCAACCAGUCUACCUCCCUGUGACCCUGGUCUUAUACAGACACCAAACUAUUGCUAUCAGGUAAACACAGUUGAAGUUCAUCGACGCCGAAAUAUUGGUGAGGCGAUUGCUGAUUGUAAAAGUAAGGGAGGUAACCUUGCCUCAUUUCACAGUGCUGCGGAUAUUGAUACAGUGUGGAGGAAUGCAUUAGUUGGGACAUCAUCCUCAUACUGGAUAGGGCUAAAUGAUCAAGCUACAGAAAAUGGGUAUGUGUGGACAGAUAAAACUUCUGUUAAUGUGUUAAACUGGGCUGAUAAGCAGCCAGACAACUACAAGGGAAUGGAAGACUGUGUUGAAAUGUGGAGCUCUACCUCCAAGUGGAAUGAUGCCGCAUGUUCUUCAAAAAAUAACUGGAUCUGCAUGGUAAAAAGAGGACAAGGUGGACAUUUAACAACAUCAAAACCCCAGACAGCCCCACCUACCCAAUCAAGUUCCCUAUGUAGUAGUUUAAGUGGUAGCGGAUGGGUGGCCUAUAAUGGCUACUGCUACCUGGCUAAUGAUGGUAACGGGGACAAUGGAAAGUCCUGGAGACAAGCUCAACAUCAAUGCCAACAAUAUGGCGGAGACCUGGCCUCAAUCCUCUCACAGACCGAGCAAGCAUUUGUGUAUCAUGCUAUGUUGAAAAAUUUAUCUGCCUAUAGAGUGUGGAUAGGACUGAAUGCACUAGAUCUGAACAAUGGAUACAAGUGGUCCGAUGGGUCACCAGGGAAAUAUUACCACUGGCGUUAUAAUGAACCUAAUGAUUGGGGUGGGGAAGAAGAUUGUGUCAACAUCCUCCUCCUCACAGGUGAGUGGAAUGAUGACCAUUGUGCCAGACAGUAUGGGUAUGUUUGUAAGGUGCGUGUUGGAUCAAUUAUAACCCCUGUUGUACCUACAGGAUUGUGGGCAGGAAAUUGUCCAUCAGGCUUUCAUAUGCAAUUUAACAGGUGUUACAGGAUAUAUCCAAAACCUGUAAACUGGACAACAGCCUUGGCAAAUUGUAAAGGACUUGGCUCUGGCUACAGUCUUGCCAGCAUUCUAGAUGAUGUCACCAAUGCAUUUAUAACAACACUGAUGGCAGAUAUGCAGGUGAAUCCAUGGAUUGGUUUACACAAAGAUGAGAACAAUCAGCUAUUAUGGGUGAACAAUGAUGAAACUGUAUACACUAACUGGGCACAUGAUGAACCUAAUGGCAGAGAGAAGGAGGCUUGUGUACAGAUUACUGGUUAUUCUGGUACAGUUGGUCAAUGGAAUGAUGUUGAUUGUUCAACUCAACAUGGAUAUGUCUGUAUGACAAAGAAAGACCCUACAAUUCUGACUGCGGAACCAAUUCCUAGCAUUUGUGAUGUACAACAAGGACAGACACUGUUUAAAACAGGCUGUUAUUUCUUCCUAAAACAGGCUUCCAACUGGUCCCAGGCCAGUGAUACCUGUCUUAAACAAGGAGGAGCCUAUUUGUCAUCUGUAAACUCGGGAUAUGAGCAGGCCUUUAUAUAUCUGACUAUGAAACAACAUAAUGUGAAUGCUGUAUGGAUCGGAUUAAAUGAUAUAAAGCAAUCUGGAACAUAUACAUGGACAGAUAACUGGCCAGUAGUGUACAGCAACUGGGAUGCUGGUCAGCCUGUUGGCGGUCAAGGUUGUGUGAUUGCCAAUACCACAGGAAGAUGGAUCGAAACUAACUGUUCAGCAUCGUAUCCAGCCAUCUGUAAAAUAUCCACUGCAUCCCCGUCAUUGACCCCUCCAGCCCCUAAUGCACUGUGUGACCCAGGCUGGUAUUCAUGGAAAAGUCACUGUUACUACCUUGGUGUGAAUAUACCACGAUCAGCUCUAGAUGCGGAGUUCUACUGUCAGCAACACCAGGGGGCGCUUGUUUCCAUUCAUAACCAAACACUGAACCAGUAUCUUGUUAAAACAAUGAACUCAUUGGCAGUGAAUGGGCAGAGUUUCUGGACGGGUCUACACAAGUCAAUUGAUUCUGGUUUCCAGUGGAUAGACAGAUCGCCAGUACAGUUUACUAACUGGAGAAAAGGGGAACCAUCCACUCGAGGAUGGGCAGGAAACUCGGAGAAUUGUGCCGAGGUAUUUUUGUCAGAUGGAAAAUGGAAUGAUGAAGACUGCAAUAGUAAAAGACUUUUUGUCUGUGAGAAAAGUCCAGUUGUAGAUAACAGCAAGAUACAUAUUGGUACAGGAGGAGCACCAAUCAAUGUUCCAACACCUAUACCAUUUACACGUCCCUCCAUACUGCCAAUACAGCGUACACCCUCCCCACCAUCUAAAGGUGUAUCACAGAUAUCACCUCAGACAGAUAAACCUCCAGUGUCACCUCAGUCACAGAACGUGCCCUAUGUAACCGUGACAACAAGGAAACCAUUACCCGUGGUUUCUGACAACUCUAACCCACUGACUGGUGCUUUACCGUCUCUUUCAAUGAGACCAUAUACAGGAGGUAGUACAGCACAACCGUUACAAGCUGCUGAUACAGAAACCUCAACAACAAUUCUAGGAAUGUCAGCAGGUGGUUUGGCCGGGGUGAUAUUAGCAACUAUCAUAGUUAUUUUACUGGUUGUCUUGAUAGCACUGUACUUGCGCCGCAACACAACGAUGGGUCGACAAUUGAAGUUUGGGUUGGAUAAUAAUGACGGCUUUGAAAACAAGACUUACAGAUACGAUACUAACUCUGAACAAGUGACUGAAACUAGGGAUGGUUUAAGUUUACGAACAAUGAGUGAAUCCAGUAGUUAAAUUAGUGCUUAUUUUGUCAUUUUGUUUGUAUGCAUAUUGUAUCACUUAAGUUGAUAUGAUUUAGUGUUAAUACUCAUUUAUAGCCAAUUAUAGGUUGGGCUGUUCUGUUGCAUUUGUUGUAUUUUUGGUCUUAAGAAUGUUGAGUUGGUUUGUUGCUGUUUUUUUUUUUUUACAAAAAUGUGCAAUGCAAUAUUUAUGCUAAAUAUUUCGUGAAAUAAAUAGCUUUAUUUUUUACAGGAGUUUAUUUCUACAGGGAAAACAUUUAUUCUCAAGAUAUCUACAAUAACUUAUUUUGUAUUGAAAUUAUUUGACAAAAAGUGAAGUUUACAUAGGAAAUGGUUGAGAAUCAAUAAAUAUAUGUAAAUGUGCAAUAUAUAAUGUGCAAUGUUUUUUGGGGUUUUUUUUGUUUUUUUUUUAAAUAUUAUAAAAUGCAAUAUUGUUUUUAAAAGUCGGUUUAUUUGAGUUGAGUGUAUUUUACAAUGCAGUUCUCUCAUUGUUUCCCGUUUUUUAAUACAAGUCAUUUUAUAGCAAAAUAUAUCCAAGAUUCAAAUAUAUGUUAAACACGUAAAAUUGACAUUUUCUAGUGUAUACAUAUCAGGCAGGAUAAUCUGCUUUUUUACAUCCUGUUUACACCCCUGGAAGACAGGUCGCGUGCUUUACAUGACGUCAUACCUGCGCGCCUUUUAUGAAUGAACUGCAUUCUUAACCCUUUCGCUGCCAGAGGGUUAUUGUUUUAUUGUUCACCUAUUUGCCAGAGGAUUUUCUAAGAAAUUACUAUAUUAUUAAUUAAUAUAAUUAUUACUAUUUGUUAUUAAUAUUAUUAUAAUAAUAAUUAUAUAUGUUUCCAAUUAUGUUAGUAUAAUAAUAAUUAUUGUCGAUGGUAUAAUUUUCUUUAUAUUUAUUAUUAUUAUUAUUAUUAUUAAUUUAUUAUUAUUACUAUCAUUCUUAUAGAAAACGGCUAAAGCCGUCCAUAUGGCAAAUACGCCGAAAUUAACAGGGACGGCUUAAGCCGUCCCUAUGGCAGUGAAAGGGUUAAAAUGACAUUUUUGCCGUUAUCACGUUGUUAAUGCAUAUGUUGCUGUAAGAAAAAUGGCUAAUAUGCAAGGAAAAUAUUCAAACAGCGCCUGUCGUCACAGACAGAAAUAUUUAGCUCUCGGGUAACUGUUCAUCGAUAUGUCAGCACAGCCUCGUUACCGCCGUAAACAGUUACCCUCAAUUAAGCUAGAUAUUCCUGUCUGUGCCAGCAGCCGGUGUAAGAUCCUUAUAAUCUACAAUAAGACAUUUGACUGAUGCAUGAAAAUGCAAAAUGAGCAUAUAUAUGUAUUAUAUAAUAAAUAAAGGAUUAACUUAAUGUUGAUACUAGUUUUAAAGCUAUUUUUAAGCAUAGUUUAUGAAUAUUGAUGAAAUAAAGGAAUUGGUCUGUCUCAAAAUAAUGUUAAAUUUAUUCAAGAAUUUAUUUGUAUUAUGUAUACGUUAUAAAUGUAUUAUGUACAGAUUAAAUAAAGAUAAGUAAACAG
Messenger RNA from Ruditapes philippinarum (Manila clam), 9052 nucleotides. RefSeq lists its product as uncharacterized. The annotation marks the transcript as partial. The transcript has 52 exons. NCBI's taxonomy places the organism in Eukaryota, Metazoa, Mollusca, Bivalvia, Venerida, Veneridae. Gene Ontology annotation, molecular function: signaling receptor activity. The record is from RefSeq and is a predicted model, not a curated record.